AUGAAGCUUCUUAACUGCUCCACCCUUCGCAUCGAGGAUAUGCAUCCGGCAAGAAAGCAGAAACUCGAAGAGCAGGGGGUUUCAACAGCCUACGCUAUCCUUUCUCAUAGAUGGGAGAGCGAUGAGGAUGAGGUCACCUUCGAAGACAUGGCCAGUGCCGAGAUAAGGUCCAAAAAGCUGCUUGGGUGGUCGAAGAUUGAGAAAACUUGCACCGAGGCACUCAGGAUCGGGAUCGCAUACGCUUGGAUAGACACUUGCUGUGUCGAUAAGCGAAACCUCACCGAGCUUACUGAAGCCAUCAACUCAAUGUUCAAGUGGUAUGCAGAGGCGGAAAUUUGCUUCGCGUACCUCUCGGAUGUCGAUUCAGGGGGCGAUUUAACGAAAUCCGUGUGGUUCACGAGAGGUUGGACCCUGCAGGAGCUCAUCGCUCCGGGCAGAAUGGAAUUUUACGACAAGCAUUGGAGUACGAUUGGUAGCCGAGUUGACCUUUCACAACAAAUACAACUACGAACAUCCAUCAACGCUGAAAUCUUGAGACAUGACUCAUCAACACGCCGAAGCAUUCAAAGCCUUCUGGCUGGUAUUCCGGUCGGCCGGCGCAUGUCCUGGGCCGCCGAUCGUCGAGCAAAGAAAGAGGAAGACCGUGCUUAUUCACUCUUGGGGAUCUUUGGCGUCAGUAUGCCUUUGCUCUACGGGGAAGGUGACCGAGCCUUCCUCCGAUUUCAGGAAGAAAUCAUCAAGGAGACCAACGACAUGUCACUGUUCGCUUGGUGCGACUCCACCGUCACUUCUACAGAUGGCUCGGCAGAGUUUCGCGGCAUCCUCACCACUACUCCGGAUCAUUUCCGCGAUCGUCGCGAUCUAACAUCCCUAAGCGAUCUAAGACGUGGCCCAGAGUUUACUGCAGAUUUGUUGGAGGAAACUGUGCGGAUUCCGGGCCGGGACUUCAGGUUUUCCUUCGACACCGAGAGACCGAAGUUGAUAGUGCGCGUCAUCUCUCAAGCAGCCAGCAGAGCCUACUGGGACCCUGAUACAUACAGAUUUAGUGAGACCUGA
Molecule: messenger RNA, 1056 nt
Organism: Colletotrichum tamarilloi
Lineage: Eukaryota; Fungi; Ascomycota; Sordariomycetes; Glomerellales; Glomerellaceae
Product: HET domain-containing protein
Exons: 3
Coding region: 1-1056 (351 amino acids)
Source: RefSeq, a predicted model, not a curated record